CGCAGGAGGCGCGCAACAGCAUCAGCAUCAGCAGAUCAGUCUAUUUGAAGCCACCGGUUGAGAUCAUUCAACUCUCUCUCUCUCUCACUCUCACACAAACACACACUGGGAUACAAAUCGACGACUUCCAUUUCUCCAGAAACAAAAGAUGGAGAUGUUUUUCCCCCCCAAAAGCGACGGAAGCUUCGGGUGAGUGGAAGCUUUGAUGCUGCGCACUGAGCCCCAAACCCAAGAACUGUUCUCAUUCGGACUGAGGGUGUGUGCGCGCGCGGCUCAGGUUCGCCUUCACCUCCGGACUGCACUUCGCCAACUGUCCUCUCCCCCCCGCUUUCCAUCAAAGUCAUGUCUGAUACAGAGCGAUGGGUAAGUUUGACGACAACGAGAGGAUAAUCCUCAACGUCGGGGGAACCAGGCACGAAACCUACAAGAGCACGCUGAAGACUCUGCCGGGGACGCGACUGGCGCUGCUCGCCUCCGACUCGGACAUCGACUCGGUGCUGGAUCAGCUGCAACAAGUCCCCGGCUUCAUUGAGUACAACGCGCGCACCAACGAGUACUUCUUCGACCGCCACCCAGGCGUGUUUGCCUACGUGCUCAACUACUACCGCACCGGGAAACUGCACUGCCCCGCGGAUGUGUGCGGACCGCUCUUCGAGGAGGAGCUCUCCUUCUGGGGGAUCGAUGAGACGGACGUGGAGCCGUGCUGCUGGAUGACGUACCGGCAGCACCGGGACGCGGAGGAGGCUCUGGACGUGUUCGAGCUCAACGUGGACAACGGCGACGAUGAGGACGAGAUUGGGAAGAGACUUGGGAUCGAGGACGUGGCCGCAGACGGGACUGUCAGCACGUGGAGGAAGUGGCAGCCGGUGAUCUGGAACCUGUUCGAGGAUCCUUACUCCUCCAGGGCGGCGCGGUUUAUUGCCUUUGCAUCUUUGUUCUUCAUCCUGGUCUCCAUCACCACCUUCUGCCUGGAGACCCAUGAAGCUUUCAACACCAUCAUCAACAAGACUGAUCUGAUGCGGGAAAGCGGCGUGGCAUACUCGGGUCCCCAGUAUGAGAUUGAAACUGACCCUGCUCUCACCUAUGUGGAGGGUGUGUGCGUCUUCUGGUUCACCAUCGAGUUCCUGGUGCGUGUGACCUUUUGCCCGGUCAAGCUGGAGUUUUUUAAGAGUGUGCUCAACAUCAUUGACUUCGUGGCUAUCCUGCCAUUCUACUUGGAGGUAGGACUGAGUGGCCUUUCUUCAAAGGCUGCCAAGGAUGUGCUGGGUUUCCUCAGGGUGGUGCGCUUUGUUCGUAUCCUGCGUAUCUUCAAGCUAACCCGCCAUUUUGUGGGGCUAAGGGUGUUGGGCCACACAUUACGCGCUAGCACCAAUGAAUUCUUGCUGCUCAUCAUCUUCCUGGCAUUGGGAGUGUUAAUUUUUGCCACCAUGAUUUACUAUGCCGAAAGGAUCGGCGCCAAGCCCAACGACCCCACUGCCACCCUCCACACCAAGUUCAAGAACAUCCCCAUUGGCUUCUGGUGGGCUGUGGUGACCAUGACGACACUGGGAUAUGGUGACAUGUAUCCAGAGACCUGGUCAGGCAUGGUGGUGGGUGCAUUAUGUGCUUUAGCUGGAGUACUGACGAUAGCCAUGCCAGUGCCGGUUAUCGUCAAUAACUUUGGGAUGUACUACUCCCUGGCCAUGGCCAAGCAGAAGCUGCCUAAAAAGAGGAAGAAACACAUCCCCCAGGUUGUGCAGGGAGGGUCCCCCUCCUACUGUAAAGCUGAUCUCCACACCACCUGCAACAGCACUCAAGGUGACCUGUGCCACGUCAAAGGGAGCAGGGUACUAGAACGCAACCGCUCAGUUCUGUCAGCAGACUGCAGUGGUGGCAGUGACCUGACCAUGUCUCCAGAGGAGAGGGUCCCCAUGCAAAGGUCCAGCACCAGGGAACAGGACCAUCGAAACAGGGGCACAUGCUUCCUGCUCGCUGCCAGUGACUACACUUGCCCUGCAGACGGAGGGAUACGGAAAACAGGCUAUGAGAAAUCCCGGAGCUUAAACAACAUAGCGGGCAUGACUGGCAUGGCUGGUAACACCCUGAGGUUGUCUCCUGUGACCUCGCCAUACGGAUCACCCUGCCCGCUGCGGCGCUCUCGCUCCCCCAUCCCCUCCAUCCUGUGAGAUGUCCAGCCUUCAGCCUCUGUAGCCUCAACCACCCCACGCUACGUCCCAACCCCAAAACCGACAACCUCACCUUUGCUGUUCUAUCUGAACUCUUCUAGAUAUUGUGGAUAGUGGAUAAGUACUUCACCCUGUAGCUAAGACAGUUAAUGUUAGUGGCUUGGGCAAUCUGAGCAACUCCUCACUUCCCCUCGUCCUUGAAGGUACAUGUGCUUAGCUAGCAUUCUUAUGCUGUGUUUCCGUCAUGGUACGGAAAGGUUUCGUUUGGUACAGUACGGUACGGUUUGGAAUGGAAAAGCCCAGGGUCAGGCUUGCUUUUCCACUGAGAACAAUGCCUUUACGCAGUAGGCAGGGUGUGGGCUGUGCCCGAUGGCCGUGUAGUGUGAGGUCAUACCAGUGUGACUUUGAACACGACACAAUAGAGGACAAUAAUAGAGGACAUCCAGCAGCUCAGUUUGUGGCUGUUUGUCUCAACAAGACAUCAAGCUUUGUAUGAGAAUAGACUGCGGGCGAAAAACUGGUGGAACCCUGACUGUACAAAAAAAUACAUACCAUACUGUACCAAAUCGAACCAUUCCACUCAGUGGAAACAUGGCUUUUGAAGUUAGGUCCCUUUUAGAUAUUGAGACUUCAUACUUGCAAUAAAAGAGCUUUUGACUGGUGGCUUCAGAAGUAGCAGCCAUAACAUUUAAUAAUCAGGGAUAUUAGAUGUUGCUAUAUUUAGAUACCAUUAAAAAAGGAUGUGCUUCCAAGAAAAAAAAAGUCAAGAGAGAGAUGUCACUUAAUUUAAACCUCUUACAACUGUGACUUUGUUUUGCUACGUUAUGUAAUGUGAUGGAGAGCAGAGGGGAUGGCUUUCAGGAUGGAUGAUUUGUCUGUCAGGAAUUGUUUUUGACUCUCACAAGCACACAUGUACAGUCUGUCACUCCUCACCUGCUGCUGGGCCCACUCAUGUUCAUGUCAUCACCAUCUGUCUGCCAGCAGUGUUGCGAGGGACAAAGGGAGAAAUUAAAGCUAUGUAAAAAAAAACAAUAUACAUACACACAUAUAUAUAUAUAUAUAUAUAUACAGUAUACACUGCCUGACCAGAAACAGUCACAUACUCUAAUCCUACAGGCUAAACCAAAUACUAUAUAUGUAUAGUUAGCUAGAUAUAGAUAGUUAUAUAUCUAUAUAUACAAAUACAAAACUAAAUGUUUACAUUUGUAUGUGACACAGUUUCUUUAAAUUAUUCACAAUUUCCAGUUAAUCCCCAUUUAUUCCCACAAUUCCCUUGGAAUUUUCCAAUUUAGAAAAUUUCCAAACUGAAGUUCCUAUGGGACGUUUCUGGAAAAAUUUCCCAAUCAUUUUCAACCCCUUUGCAAGCAUAGUGGAGACAUUGACAAAUGUUCAGAAAUUGCUAUUUAAUGAGCGAAUGAGCACAUAAAAAUCAAAAUCUGUAGCCUGUGACAUAAAAAUGGACGAUUUUCCAGAGCUCCCCGUCAAUGUCUCAAUGUAGACUUUCUAGGUAGCUUGUGUGCUAUUCAGGGAAGCUGAAUACUCUCCAGUAAUUCAAACCAUGCAUGUGCCCAAAAACUGAGACCAGCUGACUAAAUCUAAAUAUACUCAACUACCAGGUUUUUCAGGCAUAUUCCAGCUCAAAUGUUGCAGAAAUUGAUUCAGGAGCAUGAGUCAUCAUUGUCACUCAUGGAUUGGCCACCACCGAGUUCAGAUUUUAACCAAAUUAAUAAUCUUUGGCAUGGUCUCUCAAUCCUGGUCCUGGGGACACACUGCUCUGCAUGUUUGGGAUGUUUCUCUGUUCCAACACACUUAAUUCAAAUGAAUGGAUCCUUAUCAGGCCUUUGCAGUUCUUUGCCAUUCAAGUGUGUGACUUUUUAUUCAGGCAGUGUAUAAACUGUAGAACUAUCACUUUACAAAAAUGAUGUUUAAAUGAAUGUGUGUCUGAAGAAGUAUUUUUUUAAUUUAAUAUUAUUAUGUUGGGAUCUGGGGAUACACUCAACUUGUACUGUGUCUCAUUUUGACGUUGGCUUCACAAAUAAUCCCCUUGACGAAAACCACAGAAGUGUAGGAGGUCAUUCACUUCUCUCUGCAUGUGGGUUCCCACUCAUCUCCUGAUGUUUCCCAUUAACCUUCUCGCUCCCCUCUCAUUUCAGUUUUAGUCUUCUUUUUCUCUGUGCCACCAAAGUUGUUGUAUCUCUGGUUGUUUACUCCCAGAUAACUGCAGAGGUUGUCUUUACUGGUUUCACACAAGCAGAGAGCAGUGUUUUAUCUGGUGGACAGGUAACUUUCUGAGGUGGUGUGGGUGUCAGACUUCAGUUUAGAACCCCUUUGUCCUUCUUUACCAUGUAUUAUAAUUUGUUUGUGUGUGUGUGUGCGCGCACAAAAAAGUGGGGUUAUUUAAUAAUUGUGAGAGAUGUCUACAAAUUCACAGUCCUGGUGACACCAUUUCACUUAAGGAUUUGCACAUGAAUAACAUUUGUCUAUACAGUCAAUGUAGCUGAAGAAACAAUCGAAAUCUCAAGUUGAAAUAAUGGGAUUAGCAAAUUGUAAAGGCCACAAUUUACGAUACAUGAUAUGUAGCAUUUCUGACCCCAUAGUUUAUACUUUGGUUUUAGCCGUUUAAUUAAUGGUAAUUCAUACAUUUAUGUUGUUCACACAGGUCCUUGAAAUCCUUGAAAGUUUACUACUAGCAGUGUUGUGGGCACUGUACACUGUCUAACUCUGCCGAUGACAUGAAAAUGCAUGCAGAGCAAUGAGCAAGUAAUGUUUAGCAAGAGAGAGCAAAUUAUGUGAUGCCUGGGAAAUGCAAAUUCCAAGACCUCUGCGUCACUGUAGAAAAUCUCAAAGACUGGCUCAACCAAGAUCCCAAGGACAAUCUCUUGGCCAGAUGCAGAUCUGCAAAUCAAUGAAAGUGGGUGCCAUGGGCAAAGAGGUUCUUACAAGUUGCCCUCCCAUCUUAAGCUGUGUCAGCAGCAUUUGGUCCUUGAAUUUCAGGGAAUUGGUCGUGGAAAGUCCGUUAACGAAAGAAAGAAAUGUUAACCGAGGUGUGGGAACCCUAAUUAAUGAAUGAAUAUAAAGGAGUUCAUGUUUUGAAUCUAUUACAACAUGCUUGUUGAACUAAAGCUCUACUUUGGAAAAAUGAUCAUGAAUCAUAUUGCAAUUUUGAUAUCAAAGUCUUUUCCCCAAAUCAUUCUGCCCUAAUUAGAAUUCCACUACGUGAUUAUGAGGCUACUUGAAUUUUCAAUCAGAGCCAAACAAUCCAAGUAUUUCAUUUCUAUUUAUUUUCUUAAGUACAAUGAUCGAGCACCAGUUAAAUCCACCUGUUUCUUCCCAUGGAUUUAUUUGCUUUAUGUGAAAAGUAUGAAAAGUGAAGGUAUGUCAAAAUUCACAUCCAAAUGACCAAAACUGUGUGUGUAGUUGUUAUCGGGGGUCAAAUUAAAUUUGAGCUGGGAAUUUACAAAUAUUUUUUUGAAUGACAGAGAUACAUAAACAGUUUCACUUUCUCCUCUAAGGAACGAUUAGCUCACACCAAACUCACUAACCUGAAUUCUCUACAAAAACUGUCAGUAAUCCUCUCAUUAGCUGCCUUUUUGUUUAGUUUUGCUGAAAGGCUGCAUCAUUUAUUAUUGAUGAGAUUAUUUUCCAUAGCGGGCAUAAAUUGGCCUCUGUGCAGCAGCAGGUGUAGAGAAGCAGACAUAACCAUGCAGUGAUGAGCCUCGCCCAUCCCUAAAGUAUGUCUAUACCAGAGGAAGAGGGUUGCAUAGCAACUGGCUCACAGCUAGGUGCUUCUUACACAUAGCUGGGCAAAAACUCAAAACAAUUAAACAAAGAACAGUUUGUGCAGACAUUUCUCUUGGUCUGGCGAGCAGAUUAUUGAAUCACCCCACUUAUAGCACUGUUUUUAUCAUUAUAUAGAGAUGAUGUGCAUGGCAAGGAUGCUCAGCAGAGACACACAAUGCAUUUCUGAUAUUUAGAGAUGUGUUUAUAUUUUAUUUAGACAAUUCAUUUCCUAUUUGAAAGAUGGUGGGAUAAGACUGUCAUCAGUGUGAGGACCUGUUGCGGUGGGAGGAGCAACAUUUGGAGCAACAUGGCCACUGCUCCAGGACAAUACAGAUGAGGGCGCGUGUACAAACCACUGACUGACGGCCGCCUGGUUCACAGCUCCGCGAUCACG
Solea solea (common sole) is the source of this 6339-nucleotide messenger RNA. It is a transcript of the gene kcnc2, whose product is annotated as potassium voltage-gated channel, Shaw-related subfamily, member 2. The record is from RefSeq and is a predicted model, not a curated record. The transcript is spliced from 4 exons. Lineage: Eukaryota; Metazoa; Chordata; Actinopteri; Pleuronectiformes; Soleidae. Gene Ontology annotation, molecular function: delayed rectifier potassium channel activity; protein binding. Gene Ontology annotation, cellular component: voltage-gated potassium channel complex; neuronal cell body membrane; dendrite membrane. Bases 360 to 2165 code for a protein of 601 amino acids. Gene Ontology annotation, biological process: protein homooligomerization; potassium ion transmembrane transport.